Trichoderma virens Gv29-8 is the source of this 1482-nucleotide messenger RNA. RefSeq lists its product as uncharacterized. The transcript is spliced from 3 exons. Gene Ontology annotation, biological process: positive regulation of transcription by RNA polymerase II. Lineage: Eukaryota; Fungi; Ascomycota; Sordariomycetes; Hypocreales; Hypocreaceae. Gene Ontology annotation, cellular component: RNA polymerase II transcription regulator complex. The record is from RefSeq and is a predicted model, not a curated record. Gene Ontology annotation, molecular function: DNA-binding transcription factor activity; protein dimerization activity. Bases 1 to 1482 code for a protein of 493 amino acids.
AUGGAAACGCAGACACAGCAGCGCAUGCUGCCGAGCAAAUCGGCUGGACUCACCAACAUCUUGAACAGAGACGAGCGAGCCCCUUCGCACGCCGCUCCCCAGCUGCGCGAUUCUGGAUUUUACUCUACCCACGAAACGUCGAACAAUUCAGCAGCAUCGUUUACGGUUACUGGACUCAGCCCAGCCGGAUCUGGCUAUUCAUCCGUUGACAAGACACCUUCCCCCGUCGCCGCCUCCAAUAUGAUACCCCAAUCCAUCGUCUCCCCAGCUGCGAGCAACAUGAGCGUAGCCUCGAUGGUUUCCCCCAAUCCCGCCAACGGCAUGGAUCGAAGAUUCGAUCGACCAACUUCCCUGGACACGGCCAGCAUCUCAGGGGCAACCCUAGGAGAAGGGCUUGCUGCCGUUGCAGGUAGCCGGCGUGAAAGCGUCGACAGCAGAAUCAACCAGGGCUUCAGUGACAUGCGUCUCGGAGGCUCUGGCUACACCAGCAACAACCAAUCCUCGUCCUCCAUCCAGAACACUCUACACUCGCAACGAAACCCCAGGCCCAAUUUUGAGGCUCUCGCUGCGCACCGGAUUUCCAAUGGAUACCAGCCCAGUGUUGAGCGGAACCCAGAACCUGCCAAAGUCGUCAGAACAGCUCCUACGAUUACUGGUCCUACAACCGGGCUCAUCGCCCGUGCAGCCGAGCCGACUAAGGGUCAGGCCUGGGCUUUCCCCGAGGACGACAUCCAGAGAGUUGACAAUCAAAGGGCUGGCAGCCACCUCGUCAACAACCACUCAUCGUAUGAUGUGUCUCGUCGCAGCAGCAUUACCGAGUCUAUUGCUAGCAGCCAAUUCACUACCGAGUCGAGGCUGCCACCGGGUCAGCGCAGGCUCGACGAUGGCUCUGAGUUUUCGCGCAUGAACUCAUCCGAAUUCCCGCCCGUGCACCACCAUACCAUGCAGCACAAGCAGCUGAGCGAUCUUCAAGCUGAAGAGAGCAACGGUGCCACGGGUUCCCAGCCCUACAGCAGAACCCCCGAACUGCGUGUGAGCCACAAGCUGGCUGAGCGGAAGCGAAGGACAGAGAUGAAGGAAUUGUUUGACCAGCUUCGCGAUUUGAUGCCACAGGAGCGUGGAUCCAAGGCAUCGAAGUGGGAGAUUCUUACCAAAGCCAUUGCCGAGCACCAGAGACAGCUUGACCACAUCCGAGUGCUUCAAAAUCACUACAACCAAGCAAUGACGGAGAACGACCUGCUGCGGCGAGAGCUGUCGGGAAUGCGAAUGGAAAGCUCUCAGUACAUGGGCCAGCAGCCGCCGCCUCCGGCGCCAGUCAGCCAAGCGCCCCCCUACUCAUCCGAUCCGUAUGCCAGCGCGCCCCGGACCGAGCUGCCGCCUCUUCGGACCAUCAGCAACGGCAUCCCGAACGGCCCGGAUUCUAUGACGGGUGUUCAGUAUGAAGCGCCACGACCCAACGGAUAUCGACAAGAACGGUACUAG